Molecule: messenger RNA, 3767 nt
Organism: Dermatophagoides pteronyssinus (European house dust mite)
Lineage: Eukaryota; Metazoa; Arthropoda; Arachnida; Sarcoptiformes; Pyroglyphidae
Biological process (GO): cell adhesion; extracellular matrix organization
Cellular component (GO): extracellular matrix
Molecular function (GO): cell adhesion molecule binding
Source: RefSeq, a predicted model, not a curated record
UUUAUUCAUUUUUAUUUUGAUCUUCAAACAGUGUGAAUCGUAUUCACACUUCUACUUUUUUUGUUUUCCCAAAAAUAUUUAAAAAAAAUGUCAAUAUUAUCGAAUUUAAUAAUAUUGGUUAUAUUGGCAUUUGUGAAUUGCCAACGACCAUCAUCAUCGGUCAUUCAAGUGCCCACAAUUCGUUUGAAUAAUCGUAUUGUUUACAGAGAAAAUGUAGCACAACCAAGCCGUCAAUCUCCAUAUUUGAUUCUAUUACCCAGUUCUAAUCGUCGAACAUAUUUUAAUAAUCCUUUCAAUAAUCCAACAUAUUAUAAUAAUUAUCGACCAUCAAUUGCAAAUGCUGAAGAAAAUAUAUUACCUGGACCGGCAACAACUGAAAAUCAUCAUCCAGUAUUGGAUGAUGAUGCAGAAAAAACUGGAUCACCAUUUGAUUUUCUAAACGAUGUACUUGAUGAAGAACAUGAUCUAAAUAAUGCUAAAGCAGCAUUGGAUAGUCCAAAUACACGUGAUGUUAUCAAUCAAAAUGGACCAAACAUGACCAUAUUUGCUCCGGUAGAUGAUGCAUUCAAUAAUUCACCAAAAGAUUGGUCGGAAGAGGAUAAGAAAAAAUUUCUUGAUAAUCAUGCUAUUGUUGGUCAACGUGUUCCGAUUUAUCGAUCAAAUGAUGGUCCUGAAGAACCAUCGCAUAAAGAAGAUAGACUUAAUGUUUUAAGACCAAAUCUUCAUGUUGGUUCAAGUCCAUUAGUACAUAAAGUUGAUCGAUUACAAACUGAACCAAUCAAUACGAUGACCGUAAUGUCUAUGCAGCCAAUUUUAUCGACAAUAUCGAGAUUGGUGAAAAUUGCAAAAAUGGAACCUAAAUUACGUGAAUCGGGUACAUUUUUCUGUCCAUUUGAUAAUCCAAUCACUCGAAAUAUUGCUCGUAAUGCUAAUCCAAAAAAUAUGAAACAAGUUCAAGAAUUUUUAUCCGAUCAUAUGGUACCGGGUGAACAAGGUUGUCGUCCUGGUAUGAAAAAUCUUAAUGGUAAUCCUAUUGAUUGUGAAGAAACCGAUCAAACAAUUCGAAUUAAUCAAAAAGAAUUUCCUAAACGACAAAUUGGUACACCAAUGGGCAUCAUUUUUAUUAUUGAUGAUAUUAUAUUCGAUAAUGCACCAUAUAUGAAUCGUUUGUUACCACGACAACCACCGGUAUAUGUACCACGAAUAUUCAUUACAUUACGACUUGUACCAGCACAAUUAUUCAAUGAUAAAAAUCAAUCAAUGAUUGGAUCAGAUGAUAAUAAUCCCGAAAUAUUGAAUAACGAAGAACAUGUUCGUAUGGAAAGACAAAAUCGUUUACCACCACCAGCACAGGUAUUGAGACAAGCUAAAAAUCGUCGACCACAGUCAAAUAGUUUUCCACAACGUUAUCAACAAGAACCAUUACAACAAGAACAGCAAAAAAUAGAGGAUAUACCAGAUGAAGAAGAAUCUCGUCCAUUACCACAAUCUCCUAGAAAAACAAAACCAAAAUCUAAUGGAAAUGGUGCUAAAAAAGCUCCAAAACCAAAAAUUGCUCAAGAAGAAGAACCUGAAGAUCAGGAUCAAUCUGAUCAAAAACCGCAACAACAAUAUCCAAAAAAGAGUAAAAAACCGAAUGGAAAAGGUAAAGGACAAAAAUCACCUGCUCAAAAUAAACCGAAACCAAAACCAAGUGAAGAUGAUCAACCAAAAGAACCACAACAAGCUAUAGAUGAUGAAGAACCUGAAGAAGAUUCAAAUCAAAAAGCUCCUCAACAAACAAGUGAUGAUAAUGAAGAUGAGCCUAAAGAAGAUGAAGAAGAACCGAAAGAUGAUGAAAAACCAAAAGACGAAGAAGAGCCUAAAGAUGAUGAGGAACCAAAAGAUGAAGAAAAGCCUAAAGAUGAAGAAGAGCCUAAAGAAGACGAGGAAAAACCUAAAGAUGAAGAAGAGCCUAAAGAUGAAGAAAAACCAAAAGACGACGAAGAACCAAAAGAUGAAGAGGAGCCUAAAGACGAAGAAGAACCGAAAGAUGAUGAAAAACCAAAAGACGAAGAGGAACCGAAAGAUGAUGAAGAGCCAAAAGACGAAGAAGAACCAAAAGAUGAAGAAAAACCUAAAGAUGAAGAAGAGCCUAAAGAUGAUGAAAAACCAAAAGACGACGAAGAACCAAAAGAUGAAGAAGAACCGAAAGACGAAGAAGAACCGAAAGAUGAUGAAAAACCAAAAGACGAAGAAGAACCAAAAGAUGAUGAAGAGCCAAAAGACGAACAGGAACCUAAAGAAGAUACACCAGAAGAAGAAGAGCCACAACAACAGGAAGAAGUACCGGACGAAGAUGAUGAAUCACAGCAGCAACAACAACAGCAGCCUCCACCAACGAAAAGUAAAAAACCAAAAGGCCAAAAAAAUGAUAAACCAAAACCAAAACCAAAAUCACCAUCGAAAAAAGGAAAACAACCAAAACAACAGCCAGAAGAUGCAGAUGAUAGUGCACAACAAGCACCGGUACCACCAGCCAAGAAAAAGAAUGGUAAACCAAAAGGAAAUGGACGACCUAAAUCACCGGCUGCAGUUGGGCGGCAGCCGCAACCACAACCACAACAACAGGAGCAGGAACAAGAACAAGAAUCACCGAAUGAUUAUCCAUUGGAACAACAACGUGAUUCGGAAGAUCCAUUUGAACAAAGACCAGAAGAUUAUCCUGCAUUUGAACCACAGCAACGAAUCGAACCGGAAGAUCCAAAUGAUUUUGGCGAAAUGCAACAAUUAAUGCGAAAAUCAGCAAGACAACUUCGUUGUGCUCGUUUUGUUGAUUGGUUAAUGAACAGCGGUGUAAUGGAUCAGAUUCUUGAAAAAGCAAAAGAAUUCAAUGUAACAUUAUUUGCACCAGAAGACAGUGCUGUAUCACAACUGCCAUUUAAUAUGCUCAAUACAAUGCAACAACAACCAAAACGUAAUGCUGAUCUUAUGCUCAUGCAUGCUAUACCUGAAUCAUUUGAACAAAUAUAUCCAGCAACACGUAGUAAUUUUCAUAGUCCAUUAGGACAACCUUAUGAACCAUUUUCACCAAUACAAACAAUGCAACCAGAACGACAAAUUCGAUUUGAUCGUAGUAUAAUGCCAUCACCAUUAACUGGUCAAUAUCAACCAUUAAUUUCUGGUUGUCCAUUAAUGAAUUCACAUCAAAUUGGACCGAUUCGAAUGGUAUCAACUAGAGAAGUUUUGUUUCCACCACAACAAUCCAUUUAUUCCGUUAUGAAACGAUCACCUAAUCUACGAUUAUGUCGUGAAAUUGUUGAUCAAGCACAAAUGGCACCUCAAUUAAGUCGACCAGAUCGAGCAUAUACUAUGUUUACACCAACAGAUAAUGCAAUUCGUAAACGAUUAUCACCCAGACAAUUAAAUUCACUUGUUCGUGAUCCGAAUGCAUGUAGACAAUUUGUUGAUAAACAUCUUGUCGCUAAUCGUGCUAUUUAUCGUAGUUCGAUACCACUUACAGCAAAUGAACAAAAUGAUCCAAAUUUCCAGGGUCGUCAAACUGAUGUUCCAAGCAUGAUGGAUCAUGAACCAUUACGAUUAAGACGAUCAGCUCAAUCUUUUUAUGUAAAUGAUGGUCAUGUUCAAUAUGCUGAUAUAACGACCAACAAUGGUGUGGUUCACAUAUUGAAUGAUUAUAUCUAAAACAAAAUCUAUAAAAUGAAUCAAAUUCCAACAAUAAUAAUCGUUCGGAAAACUGGAACAAAUCAAUCAAUCAAUUUUUUCUU